Molecule: messenger RNA, 3344 nt
Organism: Salmo salar (Atlantic salmon)
Lineage: Eukaryota; Metazoa; Chordata; Actinopteri; Salmoniformes; Salmonidae
Product: dpy-19 like 4
Cellular component (GO): nuclear inner membrane
Molecular function (GO): mannosyltransferase activity
Source: RefSeq, a predicted model, not a curated record
UGCCGCUAGCCUUGGAAAAUGUUGUUCUCCUCAAACUUCAUUUUCAGCCUCCUCUGUGCCUUCAUAGACCUCUCGCUCCCCUUCAAACCCCUGCCCCCUUUCUUUUUCUAUUUUCUACUCCCCCCUUUAUUUGUACCACUGCUCCAUACUUGUUUCACUUUCUUCCCCAUCACUAUCUCCUACCAUUUCUGACCCAGUUACAGCCCUGCCGAACCACCGCCACACCGACUAAAGUUGUAUUGUUUGUUUAUCAACGAUUGAUACCGGAGUUCCGAACAGUUUUAGUAGAAUGCACUCCUGAUGCACUCUUUUUUUGUGUGUUUAUUUUCCUGGUUUAGACCUAGCUAUGUUGAAGACUUCUUCCUCGGGAGUUCUAACAGAAACAUUUAGCUAGUUUCCACACUGCCAUCUAGUGUGUAGGAGAAGGGUUGACGACAGUAGGGAAGAAAUGGUUGGUUAAAGAAAUCGCUUGAGGACAGGGAGUCGCUAGCUAGCUCGUUAGUCAUUCGUUGAAUCAAGUUCGAAAACAAACUCGUUAGCUAGCUAAGUAUUAGCAAGCUAGUAGUAGUAGCUCUGUUAAUGUCAUGGAAUUGCUGUGAAUCUCUGGAUAUGGCAGGGUUGAGAUGCCGGAAAACUGUGGUAAAGGAGGGAGAAGAGGAGGAACACCAGCAAUGUGAAUCUGAACCUUGCUCAGAGAAUUUUACAAUGGACAAGGUUAGUCUGAAGGAGAAGUGUUCAGAGGACACAGAUGGAGCUACCUGUGGGGUUCAGGAUAAAGAGAAGGAAGAUGAAGAGGAGGAGGAGAAGAAGGAAGAAGAUAAAAAGGAGGAGGCAGACAGUCAGAAGCCCUCUCCUGUCAAAAGAAACCGGAGCGCCUGCAGAUCGGUUAUGCUUCAGAGUCUAGUGAAGCUGUUCUUCGGAUGCCUGGCAGCAGUUACAUGUGGCAUGAUGUAUGCAGUGUAUCUCUACACCUACCACGAGAGGAAGUUCUGGUUUUCUAGCAGACAGGAGCUGGAACGGGAAAUCACCUUCCAGGGUGGCAGUGGACUCUACUAUUACUACUACAAACACAUGUUGACAGCACCCUCCUUUGAAAGAGGGAUAUACGAGCUGAUGAGAGACAACAGGACUGUGUCUGGUCAGACCAUUAACGCAGUGGAACGCCUGUCUCUGUACCCAGAGCUUAUUACUAGCCUGCUCUAUAGAAUCACAGGAAGCCAGGAUGUAAUAGAGCCAGUAUACUUCUACAUCGGAGUGGUGUUUGGCCUCCAGGCUGUCUACGUCACUGCCCUCUUCGUGUCCAGCUGGGUGAUGAGUGGCACGUGCGUGGCUGGCAUACUGGCUGUGGCCUGGUAUGUUAUCAACCGACCAGACACAACCAAAGUGGACUAUGCCAUUCCACUGCGGGAAAACUGGGCCUUGCCUUACUUCUCUUGCCAAGUUGCAGCCUUAACAGGAUUCCUGAGUAAUAACGUUAACUCAGCCUCAGAGAUGUUCUGUUACCUCCUGAUGAGUGCCACCACGUUCACCUUCAUCCUGGUGUGGGAGCACAGCCACUACGUGCUCUUCAUCCAGGGCCUGGCUCUGUUCCUGCUCGACUCCUUUGACCUGGUGCCGUCCCGCAAGAUGGCUGACAUUCACAAGGUGUACCUGAGCUCUCUCUUCCUGGCCUACGUCCUCCAAUUCCAGAACCCAGCCCUGCUCAGCUCUCCUUUGCUCAGCCUCCUCAUCAGCUCAGUGCUAGCGAGGUACUUCCAGCAAAACAUGAAGAUGGGCCCCCUAGUGGCCAGACUGAUGAAGCUCUUUCUGCAUUUCUACCUCUGCUUCACCACCGGGAUCACCUUCAGCUAUGUGGCCAAGCGACUAAUGCCAGUCAGAGAGAGUGAUUUCAUUUUGAAAUUUCUUGAAGUGAAAUUCGGACUCAACACAACAACAGACUUUGUGACUAACCGGCUCCUGUGUCAAGAAUGCUUCCAGACCCCCAGUCAGGACUUUUUCCUGCGGCUGACCCAAGCAUCAGUCUUGCCUUUUUACCUACUGGUCCUCCUUAUCUGUCUCAUAUCAACACUGCAGACCAUCUACAGGAGGCUCAGUGGUGAGCCAAUGAAAACGAACCUCAGACUCGAAGAUGGACGAAUAGGAGAGCAACCCGAGGUCAUCUACCACGUUUUCCACACAAUGCUGUUCGGGGCUCUGGCUAUGGUCUUUGAGGGGAUGAAGUAUUUGUGGACCCCAUACGUCUGCAUGUUCACAGCGUUUGGCGUGUGUUCGCCAGAGCUCUGGGUGACUUUGUUCAGGUGGCUAAGGUUGAAGUCCAUCCACCCUGUGGUACUGGCCCUGAUAUUGAGCACAGCAGUUCCAACCAUCAUUGGAUUCAGUUUAUGGAGAGAGUACUUUCCCCGUGUCAUAGCAGAACUAUCAGAGCUGCAGGAAUUCUAUGACCCAGAUACAGUCGAGCUGAUGAACUGGAUAAAGACCCAUGCCCCGAUGGCGGCAGUGUUUGCGGGCAGCCCACAGCUGUUGGGUUCGGUGAAGCUGUGCUCAGGUUGGACUGUGACCAGUCUGCCUCUCUACUCAGACAUUGACCUGCUGAGGAGGAGUGAGGAUACAUACCAGGUGUAUGCAAUGAGGUCUGCGGAAGAUGUCUACAAGAUUCUGUCUUUGCACAAGACGAGCUACGUGAUUAUCGAAGAGUCGCUGUGCAACGAGUUGAGUCAUACCAAGGGCUGCAGGAUCAAAGACCUGCUGGAUAUCGCCAACAGCCAUGUGGUGUAUGACAAAGGCGAGAUGUACUCCUUCUCCAAACACGGACGAUUCUGUCAUGAGAUAAAGAUGAACUACUCGCCCUACACAAACUACUUCUCAAGGGUUUUCUGGAACAGGUCCUAUCACGUCUACAAAGUCAACUCUGUCAUCUCCUUCCAGUACUGAAGACAGCUCAGCUUCAGCGUAACUACUGAGACAAGACUUUCUUCUGUCUCUGCAGUGUCUGUUACCAUAGUUGGAUGCAAUACAACUCCUUCGCAGUUGGUUCUCUUAAAAUCCGUGGAAGAGUGUUGAUUGAAUAUUCACUCCCCUUGACAUUCUACGGGCAGUGUAAAUUGUCUUGAUAUUCUGCACAGUAACAAAUCAUACAUGUAACAGAUUGAGAUCCAUGAUGAGAAAAUUCAGUUGGUCCCCCAAUUAUUGCAUGUCAGAUAAGUGGUCAAACUCUUAAUGAAUAGUUAGGGGCGAUGUUCACAAUGCCAUGUGAGUCAUAGUACUGUAUUUUGUUUUCCAAAACACUAAUUACUGUGAUGUCUUGAGUGAAAGUAAAGCACACAUGCAUGUAGGGGAGACAGGUC